Messenger RNA from Pseudocercospora fijiensis CIRAD86, 1587 nucleotides. RefSeq lists its product as uncharacterized. Gene Ontology annotation, molecular function: tRNA dihydrouridine synthase activity; flavin adenine dinucleotide binding. Lineage: Eukaryota; Fungi; Ascomycota; Dothideomycetes; Mycosphaerellales; Mycosphaerellaceae. Gene Ontology annotation, biological process: tRNA processing. The transcript is spliced from 2 exons. Bases 1 to 1587 code for a protein of 528 amino acids. The record is from RefSeq and is a predicted model, not a curated record.
AUGGCGCCGAAGCUGCACGGGCGAGCCUUCUACGAGAGCAUCGGCUCACCCAAAUACGUCGUCGCGCCCAUGGUCGACCAGAGCGAAUUUGCGUGGCGAAUGCUCACUCGCUCCUUCUUACCGCCAGAUCUCCGAACCUCAAUUCUAGCCUAUUCGCCAAUGUUACACGCGAAGCUCUUCGCAGAUGGACCAAAAUAUCGAGCAGCACAUUUCGAGCCCCUGAAGCCACCUCUUGCGAUGCCAGAGCCUGCAGACAGUGAGCAUCAAAAGACGUUCAAAGAGGACGACAUGUACCUGGACGGCAACCCAAAGUUCGAUCGUCCUCUCUUCGUGCAGUUCUGCGCGAACGAUCCUGAAGCGUUCUUGAAAGCAGCAAGAGUAGUCCAGCCAUACUGCGACGCGAUAGAUCUGAAUCUCGGCUGCCCGCAAGGCAUUGCAAAACGCGGACAAUAUGGAGCUUUCCUACAAGAGAAUUGGGAUUUGAUCUAUAAGCUGAUCAAUACGCUGCACACGGGCUUGGAUAUCCCAGUCACAGCGAAGUUUAGGAUACAAGAGACGAAAGAGAAGACUCUGGAAUACGCGAAGAUGAUCCUUAGCGCUGGCGCGAGCAUAAUCACAGUACAUGGCAGGCAGAGACAUCAGAAAGGACAUGAGACUGGACUGGCUGAUUGGAAGAUGCUGCGGUUCCUGAGAGACAACCUGCCGUCUGAAACUGUCAUGUUUGCAAAUGGCAAUAUCUUGCAGUAUGACGAUCUGCAGAAUUGCCUGGAUGCCACAGGUGCCGAUGGCAUCAUGAGUGCGGAAGGGAAUUUGUACGACCCUUCGAUUUUUGCUGCGCCGCCUCCGGUUGGUCAGGAAGGUCGCGAAUAUUGGCGAGGUAGAGAUGGCAAAGGCGGGUACAGAGCUGAUGCUGUUUUGAGAAGGUAUCUCGACAUCAUUCAUGAGCACGUCUUGGGACGUGCGCCGCCCAAGAGAGAGCCGCUUUUCCUGCCUUCAGAUGCGCCGUUCGACGCGCCAGACACUGCCAACGAAGCAGCACAAACUUCAGAAGCACCCGUAUUGCCAGCAACAAAUGGUGAUGCUCCAGAGAAGUGCACUAACCCCAACCUUACAGCCAUGCAACCACACUGCUUCCACAUUCUGCGGGCGUUAGUCGGCUCUCAUCAUGAUGUGAGGGACGCUCUUGCUCGAUCACGUGCUGGCGACAUUGAUGCUUAUGAGAACGUCCUCAGUCUCGUCGAGAAAGCGGUGAAAGAAGGCUUGCUCGCCUACGAGAAAGAUCCUUCACAGUUUGAGACGCCGGAGGUCGAUGCAGAAGAGGAAGCGCUUGAUCCGGAGCUCUACAGUACAGCGGCCAUCCGGAGAUGUAAACGCCCCUUCUGGGUAUGCCAGCCUCACAUACGGCCUCUGCCUAAAGAGGCCAUGGAGAAGGGCAGUCUUCAGCUCAGCAAGAAGCAGAAGGCAAAGCUUGAAGCCGAAGGGUUAGAGAAGGAGAAAGCUGGACUAUCCGCCAACGGCAAAGUCGAGUCUAUUUCGAACGGUGAGCGAACGGCUGAGAUACCCAAGGAGGGCGUGGUUUGCGGCUAG